This is a messenger RNA of Plasmodium fragile, 2358 nucleotides long. RefSeq lists its product as uncharacterized. NCBI's taxonomy places the organism in Eukaryota, Apicomplexa, Aconoidasida, Haemosporida, Plasmodiidae. The record is from RefSeq and is a predicted model, not a curated record. The transcript has a single exon. Bases 1 to 2358 code for a protein of 785 amino acids.
AUGAAAAACAGUACUCUCAAUAACAGCAAUUUUGCACCAAACAGUAAGUACAAUAUAUACAGUUACGGGAAAGGCAAAAAUGCAUUUUACUCCUUAGAGAGAAUUAAUUACAGUAGUGGAGAUAAACCGAGUGGAGAGGAAAAUAAAAGAAAGCUUAAUAGAAUACCAGAAAUUAUAAAUAUAAGAAAGCAAAAAUUUGUGAUAGGUUCAUCCAACAAAAAGUGCGACUUAGUUUUAGGGGGAAACAUUGAAGGAGAACAAUGUGAAUUGGUGUGCAAAUGUGUAGAGAAAAAUAUCAACCACUGUAGUGACAUAAACAGGCAAAUUAACAAAUACAACUUAUUUGUUAUUAACAAGUCCAAGAGAAAUUCAACCCUACUGAACAACUCAGUGGUGGACAUUGACCAAGUCAAAGAUGAAGAUAGACUUUUCCUCGGAAUCGAAAACAUGGAGAAAAGGACAAGUGCAAAAUAUAUAUACAAAAUUAAGUACAACAAAAUGGCAAACAUUUUUAACAUAAAUAAUUUGUGCACGUACAAUAAAGACAACUGUAUACACAAGACGUUAAUUACGAACGCGGAGGAUAGAAAAGCUAGCAAAAUUGUAUCAACUAAUUUUUCACUAAUCAACCAAAAUGAAGAACAGGAAUCAGACAUAUCCAUUUUGAUAUUUUUAAUUAUUAACAAAACCUCUAUACAAAACGAACCGGUGCAUUACAUGAACAAUUUGAACUCCUGCGCCAACCUUAACAGCACACCAAGGAAGAUUAAUGCAGAUGAUAAUAGCAUGGUAAGUAAAGGGUCCACGUCAGUUAACAAAAUGAUCAAAGAGGAUUCGCCAAACACCCAAUUUAAUGAAAGCAUUAAAAAGAUUAACAAAAUUUGUCAAAGCAGGAUUUCCCCUUUGUGCGUAAAGGACUCCAUUAAGAAGGAAGAAAAAGUAAAGAGCACGUUAAAAAGCGCCAACCACACCAAGGAACUUCCAGUGACACUCCUCAAUGCGUGUGUUGAGUUGUGCAAAGAGAUAAACAAAAGUGUGACGAAAGAACAUACUGGGGAAGGCAACCACGCCGUUCCGGCCGGUACCCCAGUUACCAAAUAUCCAUCGCUAACACCCCCAAAGGGGAUGACACCUCCCAAGCACAUUGCAACACCAAAGACGAUGACACCUCAAAAUGUGAAUUUCUCUCAUCCAUUUCAAAGAGAGCAGAAGAAAGGAUCACACAUGAACAAAUUGUACAACACGUUUCACGCAAGUUUUAGCACUCCUCCACACGGGGGAAGCUACACGGGUGAGACCACCAACGGGAUUAUCGAAUCCAACAGCGUAGCAAAAGACGUGAGGGCAAGAGUUAGCGUCUCUGGAGAUAGCGUCAACGGACUGCAGUGUCUGGGCUCCCGGAUUAGCAGCGCUUCCAAAAGUUUAAGCCAGCCAAACGUCUGCGAAGAGGCCCAUUUGCACAGCAACUCACAAGAUUAUACUUCGGAUAACAGCAAAUAUAAUUUGCAAAAAUGGGAAGGCAAAAAUUUUCUGCAAAGUAACACAAACAGAGAAGCGCCCUCAGAGAAGGAGGACAAAAAUGGCGAAAAGGAUUUUGCUAACCAAAACUGCACCUCGGAUGGCCGUGUCUUUUGCCCACCAUCUAUCGAUCAACACGCGCGUGUCUACUGCGAGGAUGUAGACGCGAGGAAGGCAGAACAAAUUGGGGAGGAAGUCCAUGAAGAAGAAUUGAAUGUGUCAUUGAAUAACAGCUUAUUGAUAACCCCUGGAAAAGGAACCCAAUUGGUGGACAGCAACCAGAUGACCUUCUAUGACUGCAAAGAUGAAAAGCCAGGGAAGGAAGAAGCAGCCCCUCUACCUGAGAAGGCGAAUAAGAAUACCAACAUGGUGAUAAAAACAUCCGAAUCGAGUGAGUUCAUAAAAAAAAAGGAAAAGGAAUUAUACUCUGUUUUAUAUUCCAAAAGUAGUGAAAGCAAAGCAAGUGGUGUAAAUACAGAUUUUGUUCUAUGUCUGAAAAAUGAACAGGGAGAAGAGAGGUAUCUCAAAGUGAUUGGAGAAAUUAAGGUGAAAAGAAAUGCCAUUCUGUCAGACAUAAAACAUAACAUAGAUUUAAAACUGCUUGACAAAUCUAUUGAGCUUACAACUCUUAAUAAGAUAAACUAUUUAAAAUGUGAAUCUAUUUCUAAAGGGAAGUAUUCGAUUCGUUUAAAUGCCUUUUCCGAUAAACUGGAUGAAACGAAGCUUGGUGAAUUUUCAGCCCUGCACCUGGACUAUAUUGAUAACACAAAUUUUUCUCAUUUAGACACAUUGGAGUCACUUGAAUUGAAGAAAAUGCUAUUUAUAAAGUACGACGAGUAA